AUGGAUGAAUAUCAAGAUGAAAAACUACCACCUCUGACGACUGUUCGCAACUUUCGUGACGUCGCCGGCUUGGUGAUGGGCAUCAAACCAGGACUCUUAUAUCGAAGUGCACAUAUCGAUGAUGCAAGCCGAGAAGAUCUUGAUAUCCUGCGUGAGCGACAUAAAAUACGAUCAGUGAUAGAUCUGCGUGGCAUGCAUCCAUGGCCCAUGAUCUCCACUGUGGGAUUGCCAGCUAAACACGAAUUCGACUAUACACAGCAGUACCCUGAUCAGAUAGCCAGUACGAGCAUACUUGGCCUCAACUUGCACUAUAUCGGCCUUGCUGGUCCGCAAUUCGGCCGCUAUAUAGCAAGUCAAGUGGGCUUCUGGGACAAGGCGAAAGCUUUCGCCGAGAUUGCCAUCUCGCCAGCCAGCGGCAUCAAGAACUGGAAAAAAUUCAUUAACGCCAAAAUGUCCAAAGGCCGCAUGACCGUACACGAGAUCAUCAUCGACCACUCAUAUCCACAAAUCAAAGCUGUCUUCAAGGUAUUGGCAGAUCCAUCAUCAUACCCUGUCUUGAUCUUGAACCAGUACGGCACUGAUCUUGUGUCACUGAUUGUUUCCUUGAUUCUGUUUCUCUUGCACGCCGACACGGAGAGCAUACAUCGCGAUUACAUGCAGACUUACGAGGACCUGGCCAAUCCUCAGUCUACUUUCGCUCCGAAACUCAAGGCCAAAUGCACAAAGCUGCGCAAGAAAUGGUUCUGCUGGUUGCUUGACCCAAGAUUCAGCAACAUCGGACGAGGUUCCUUCCGUGGAACCACCCAGCGUGUGCAGUCAGUCUACGCCGAAUGGCUAUUGGAUCCAAGCGAAGUGGCUACUGAAGCAAUAUAUGCGUCCAUGCGCCGCACUGAUGGACACGUCUCUCUCGUCAGCGCUUGA
Aureobasidium uvarum is the source of this 921-nucleotide messenger RNA. NCBI's taxonomy places the organism in Eukaryota, Fungi, Ascomycota, Dothideomycetes, Dothideales, Saccotheciaceae. The record is from the annotation of a GenBank genome assembly.